Molecule: messenger RNA, 1248 nt
Organism: Anguilla anguilla (European eel)
Lineage: Eukaryota; Metazoa; Chordata; Actinopteri; Anguilliformes; Anguillidae
Product: apolipoprotein A-IV-like
Exons: 2
Coding region: 62-865 (267 amino acids)
Biological process (GO): triglyceride homeostasis; lipoprotein metabolic process; cholesterol homeostasis
Cellular component (GO): high-density lipoprotein particle; extracellular region; blood microparticle
Molecular function (GO): phosphatidylcholine-sterol O-acyltransferase activator activity; phospholipid binding; cholesterol binding
Source: RefSeq, a predicted model, not a curated record
UCUUCUGUGAAAGUCACAGAAGCUGAUAAGAAAUCAAAAACACUUCUAUGGCAAAGUUGUAAUGAAAUUGACAAUCAAUGCUGUAUUACAAAAGCAAACAAAAUUGUUUUGUCACAUGCCAACAGACUGCCAAGCCAAUGUUCUGAGGUCAGACGAACCCAAGCCACAACUGGAUCUGGUGAAAGAUGCAUUCUGGGACUACUUUGUCAAGGCAACAAAAAUAGUUCUAGAUACUCUGAAAACCAUUGGAAACUCUGCGUUUGGACAGCAAGUGAAUGAAAAGAUCACAGAAGGUGCGGAAGUAGCCAGCCAAUACAGUGCCAUAGUGCAGGAUCAAGUUGUCGUCUUUAGCCAUGAGUUACAUAAAAAGCUUUCUGAACAUGUGGAACAGCUGUCAGAGAGCCUGCAGCCGGAUAUAAAUGAAGUGAGGGUCCAGCUGGAGCCCUUAGCAGAGAAGCUGAGUGCCAACAUUCAGCAGCAGAUGCAGAAGGUGAGGCAUGUGCUGGACCCCUACACAGAGCCCCUGGACACUAGGGACCUGGAGCGUGCCCUGAAACGGAUGCAUGUGAAGCUGAUACGCACCCUAUUUAUGAGUGUGGAUCAGCUGCUGUCCCACCUGCACUCCCAGCUGGGCCCCUCCACUAAGGAGCUGAAGAAGAAAGUGGAGGAGCGCGUGCGGGAGAUUGAACGCAGUGUGAGUCCCCUGAUCAAUCUUUUCCUAAGAGAGGUGAUGGGCAAUGCCCGGAUGCUUGAGAAGGCCCUGGCACCCUACAUAGUAGACCUGAAAGUGAGGCUGGACCUUUUUGCCCAGGACCUCAAAUCCCAGCUCACUGCUCUCUGGGAGUCUUCUGCCAAAAGUGCCUAAGUGCAGGAGGAACCACUCCCUGCUCCCCUUAUCGAUUCUAACUGCCUGAGUCUCUCUGGGAAUUCAAUAAGGCACCAUGAUCAUCUUUGCUUGAUGCUCAUUUCCAAUACCAGUCAGUAUAUGAGCACUCUUUCUUAGUUUUGCAGUACUAUUAACAACACUGAACAUCCAGAGCAGUUGCGAUGUGUACUUGUAUGUGUAAUUGGCUAUCUUAGCUCAAACAAAUUAAACAAGCAAUAUUACAAUGCAAUGCUCCCCAGUGUUUCCUAAAUUAUUUCAAGUAACUUGGCCCUGUGUUUUUUCAUUUUACCAUUUUAAGAGAAUGUUCACUUCAAGAAAAUCAAUGUACCUGCCAUCCCCUUAGUGACUUUUCCUAAACAUAU